Menidia menidia (Atlantic silverside) is the source of this 12168-nucleotide messenger RNA. The record is from the annotation of a GenBank genome assembly. Lineage: Eukaryota; Metazoa; Chordata; Actinopteri; Atheriniformes; Atherinopsidae.
UUGUUAGAGUCCGUUUUGUUGUGGUUAUGAGUGUGUCGGGCUCGUCUGGCUGAAGUUUCCAACUCAAGUCCGGUUACAGAGCUUUACGAUUACCUCUCUGUACGCCUGAGUGAGACUCUAAGAGCAAAAGUGCCUUCAUCAGCUGAUUCUGCUUUGCUAACCCUUGACACCUUGUGUUUUUCUGCAGAAGCCCAAUUUAAAAGCGGCAAAAAAGCAGCGCGGCGAAUCAUGAAUCUACAAUGAAAGACUCAGGGGAACAUCUGAGACUUCGUUGGGGCUGUCCGGGACACUUUCAGCCACCUCGAUCAUUAGAGAGGAAAUCCAAAAGAGAUAUUUGUAAUUUCUGACUUCCUAACCGGCCAAAUUGGAGAACUACCUGGAUGUGUGGACGACAUGGCCUGCCCACAGCAGCCUGAUCUGUCAUAUGCGUGGGAAAAAUAUAUGGACUGUAGACUGCAAGGAGCUGAUCUGCAGGUCAGCCUUCAGAGUCUGGAGAAUUUCCUCUGUCUCUUUCAUUAUGUGCAGCACAGCCCCAAUCACGGCACCAAAGAUGGACUGAAAUUCUGCUUUCAGAAAAGAAUCUCUUCAUCUGGAGUGUCCUCCAGUCUCCUCUACUCAGACAUGAGUGGGGCCAGUAACACACUGGCGAGAGAGUUCCUUACCGAUGUACAUCAACUAUGCAGUGCCGUGGCUCAGAGAGCUGAAGCGCGGGAAGAUGAGGAGGAGAGUCACAUGGUGGCUCUUGGCGAGUACCUGGUCAGGGGACGGGGGUUCCUGUUGCUCAGCACCCUGGACUCAAUCAUUGACCAGGAGCUUACAUGUCGGGAAGAGCUGCUCACUUUGCUGCUGUCUUUACUCCCGCUGGUCUGGAAGAUUCCCGUGCAAGAGGAAAAAGCUCCAGAUUUCACCCUGCCGUCUCUACUGGAGGUAUUCCUUAGUCGGGAGGUGAGAGCCGUCCCUCUAAGAGCAGGACAGAAGGCUGUGACAGAUGAGCAGAGCUCUGGGAAGAGGUCCCGUGUUGGGAGUGGCACCUGGAAGUCACGGAGAUCGCGCAGAACAGCGCAGAGAUACUCUGUAAAAGAUGCCCGCAAGUCCCAGAUUUCCACGUCAGAUUCGGAGGCUAACUCCGAAGACAGAGUUGUCUCAGGCUCGGGUGGAGCCCGGAGCCGAAGAUCUCAUGGCUCCACCAUCCAGGUAAGCUGCCAGCAUCAUCGCUCAGAGGCCUCACAGUUAACCUCCACUGCCACCAACACAGAAACAAUGAGUGCUCCAUACCCCCAUCCCAGAACCUCUGGGUACCAGAUGGUCGACAAUGACACCCUGACGGACCCAGCAGCAAUUUCAAUCUUCAACCGCAUGGAGAAUUCCCCCUUUGAUCUCUGCCAUGUGCUGCUGUCCCUGCUGGAAAAGGUGUGUAAGUUUGACAUGAGCAUUAACCACAACCCUGGCCUGGCUGUCAGUGUGGUGCCCACGCUCACAGAGAUCCUAACUGAGUUUGGAGAUUGCUGUGGUCCAGGGGGUGGAGGUGGCAGUGUGACGGGGGCAGAGGAGCUUGCUGGAGGCUGGACGGAGGAGCCGAUAGCACUCGUUCAGAGAAUGCUGCUACGCACCAUCUUGCACCUGAUGUCAGUGGAUGUGAGUCAAAAUGACCGACUCCCGGACAGCCUGAGACGCAGUCUGACAGACUUACUGAGAUCCACCCUCAAAAUCAGGAGCUGCCUGGACAGACAGAGUGACCCUUUUGCUCCUCGUCCCAAAAAGACUUUGCAGGAGGUUCAGGAGGACUUCUCUUUCUCCCGUUAUCGCCACAGAGCGCUGUUGCUUCCGGAACUUUUAGAGGGAGUCUUGCAAGCGUCCACAUCCAACCCCUUCUUCUUCAGCCAGGCCUUAGAGCUUAUCCAUGAAUUUGUGCAGCACGGUGGACUUGGGCUCUUUGAGGCCACAGCUCUUCGACUGGAAGGUCUUGGUAGGGCGAAGGACUCUGAAGUCGGGGGAGAGGCUGCAGAGCGGCUGCGCAGUCUAAUUGCAGGCAUCUUCAAGAUCAUCAGUGCUGUCAAGAAGGCCAAGUCAGAGCAGCUGCAUCAGUCAGUUUGCGCUCGCCGCCGCCACCGUCGCUGUGAAUAUUCCCACUUCCUUCACCACCACAGAGACCUGUCGGGUUUGCCCGUCUCUGCUUUCAAGCAGGGCGUGAGAAGAAACCCCUUUGAAGAGGACGGAGAAGGCGCGGAGGGAGUUGAGGGAGAUGUAGUCCGCUACCCUGAGCGCUGCUGCUGCCUGGCCGCCUGCGCCCACCAGUGUCUGCGGCUCCUGCAGCGGCUGUCGCCCAGCGGGCCGGCCGUGCUGCAGGUCUUGGCUGGGGUUCAGGCUGUGGGGAUCUGCUGCUGCAUGGACCCUCGUUCGGUUGUAGGACCCCUUCUACACGCUUUUCAGGCUCCAGGGCUGCGCAAUUACCAGUCUCAUGUACUCAGCGUGCUAGGCAGGCUGAUCCUAGACCAGCUUGGCGGGGGCCAGCCAUCGGAGAAAGCCAAACUGGCCUCCUGUAAUAUCUGCACUCUGGACAGCAGCCAGCUGCCCGGCCUGGAAGAGACACUGCAGCAAGGGGAAACUUCAACUGUUUCGACCAGUUUGUGUUACCGCUCCCAGGGUAUACUGCCAAGUGGAGGUGGAACCGAGGACAUGCUGUGGAAGUGGGACGCUCUGGAGGCCUACCAAGAGCUAGUGUUUGGUGAGGACUGGCAGCUGAGCCAGCAGGUAGCCGGCCAUGUGUGCCACCUGACGUUGCGGGGCAAUGCUAUUGUGCAGUGCAAGCUGUACACACACAUCUUCAACCCCGUGCUGCAGAGAGGGGUAGAGCUGGCACACCAUGCCCAGCAGCUGGGGGUUUCCACAGUCUGCACUCAGGUCUGCAGCUAUCACUCCCAGUGCCUGCCAGUGGAGGUUCUGCUCGUCUACCUGCAAACGUUACCUGCACUCCUAAAGUCAAGGGUGAUCAGAGACCUUUUCAUCAGUUGUAAUGGACUUAACCAGGUUACAGAGCUCGUCUACCUGGACCAGACCCGUUCUUUGGCUUUGAAGGUGUUUGAAACUCUAAUCAUAGGCAUCCGCCAUCAACAAGCUGAUGGGAUUCUUCAAGAGCUGGAAAGUGCAGAUGCUGAAGAAAGGGAAGCUGUCUUAGGCCUGGCCGAGGACUUGGGGUGCAGGGGGGUCGGAGAGGGACCACAGAGCCUCACCAAGUUCUACGAAGGCCUGAAGGACGCAUACCCACAUCACAAGAGCCGGAGUGGGCAUGCGCGUGGACCCACACGCAGCCGAACAGAGACUCACCUUCAUGUCAUCAACCUGUUCCUGUGUCUGGCCUUCCUGUGCGUCAGCAAGGAGGCUGAUUCUGACCGGGACUCAGCCAAUGACUCAGAGGACACUUCAGGUUAUGACAGCACUGCAAGUGAACCCCUAGGUGGACGCCUGCCCUAUCUGUCCCCAGACAGCGUGGCCUUGCCCUCCAAAGAGCAGUUACAGCGCGCCGCCGAUGUCUGGUCAGUGUGCCGGUGGGUCUACAUGGCCAGCCCGCUUUUCCAGAGGCAGUUUUUCAGGCUAGGAGGACUGGAUGUGUGCUUGCGUCUUAUGGCCAUGGUUAUUCAGAAGCUCUCUUGUAAGACCAAGGAUGGAAAAGCAAAGAAGAAGAGAGAUGGUAAAGGCAAAGGAAGCCCCGAAUCACACAGUCAACCCUCUCUGGGACUGGAGGAGACCGACAUCCACGGCACCAGCUCAAGUGAGGGAAAAACCAAAGAUCCCGCAAAGAGGCUUGAGGAAGAGUGGCAGUUACAAAGUAUUCGACUCCUUGAGGCUUUGCUGGCUAUCUGUCUGCACAGUGCCAACUCAGCCCUGCAGAGAAUAGAGCCAGAGCUUUCUCAUCAGCUCCAGUCGGUUGAGGAAACUCUGUUUGAGGUGAGGGACCAGCUGGCUCGCUCGGGGGUGGUGAACUCUGACCUCGCCAUACCCCUGUUUGACUCUCUCCUUAGAGUGGCCCUAGCGGAGGUUUUGUCUUGUCCUGAUCCUCCAGAGGAGAAGCAAGACAGGAAACUCCAGGUACUGGUGGAGGGGGUGGCCCCAGCAGGCGAUCUGUCUGAGGAGGUGGAUGAGGUGCAGAGCUGUAGCGUCAAACUCCCGGGGGAGGAGGAGGGCUACGACGCUGACAGUGAAAGCAACCCCGAGACCAUGGCUAAGCAGGAAGAGGGAGGGAAGGUGGAGUCAGCCGGGUCGCGGGAGUUUGCGGCGGCGGUGGCGGCGGACGGGCCCGGGCGUGGUGUGCUGCUGUUCCCUGAGAUCUGCACGAUGGAACUGCAGCUUCUUGCAUCAGGCUCUCCGGACCUGGAGGUUCUGAGUCAUGUGUUUCACAGCCUCCUGGGUGCAGUACACGCAAACUGCCGCAAUGCUGCCCUGCUGUAUGACCAGGGAGGAGUCAAAACCAUCCUAUGUGGCUUUCAUAAAAUCCUCAGUCAAACCAACCCCUCCUUUACAGAUUGUCAGACCGUGCUUGUGGAGCUGCUGGUUGCCAUGGUGAGCCGGCGAAUAACGGCAGAGGAACUGGCCCUAUUGAUCCGCCUCUUCCUGGAGAAGACCCCACCUACUGAUAUUUUGCUGAAAGGUAUCUUACAAGUAGUUGAGGCCAACAUGAAUAUUGAACCUCUUCACUUUAUGGCAUUUCCAAUGAUGCUUGGGGCAUCAGCGCUGGGUGGUUUGUCCCCUGCCUCCAGACAGAGCUGUGCUACCGGAGGAAAAAGCGUUGGUUUGCUCUGGAAGGGAAAACUGUCUCCUGGUCACAGAGAGGGCGACGCCGAGUGCAGACCGAGCCACCUCCGCUCUUCACCCUGGCACGUCGCUCCUCUGCACCUGCCUCUGAUGGGGCAGAACUGCUGGCCCCAUAUGGCCAGCGGCUUCAGUGCUUCUAUGUGGCUGAGGGUGACAGAGCAGGAGGAGAACGAGGGGGGCAAAGCACAGGAAGAAAGUAAUCCUCCUGCGGCUGAAUCCCAGCAUGGCUUGUCUCAGGCAGUCACAACAUUAGCAGAGGAAGGUCUGAUUCAUAUUCUGUCCAUGGGCUCCAAAGCACUGAUGCUUCAAGUGUGGGCAGACUUCUCUACAGGAUCUCUGACAUUCAGGAUUUGUAUUGAUCCAAACGAUGACGUAAAAGCAGGCGUGUUGGCCCAGGCAGACUCUGGUAAGGGGUUGAUCAGACGGGGGCAGUGGCAGCACCUCAGCAUCACUUACAGCCAGCAGCCGGAGGGCAAGAAAAACAUCCACGGGCGUGUGGUUGUCUGGGUGUGUGGCAUCUGGAAAUGCGAGGUUUCCCUGGACUAUACCCUUCCCAGAAAGUCCAGUUUAUCAUCCGACAGCAACAAAACCUUCUGCAUGUUGGGCCACUGCACGGCAUCGUGUGAGGAGCUGCUGAGGCAGGGUCUGCGCUGGAGUAUGGGCACUGUGCUUCUCUUCAAUGGAUCUAGAAUAGGCUCUGACGAGGCCUUCUACCUCUACUCCAGUGGACCUGACCUCACAUCAAUCAUGCCCUGCAAGUAUGGCAAGCCAAAAGGAUCAUUGUCCAAGUUUAUCACUCAGGAUGGUCUAAAGUGUGAGCAUGUGAGGGAGAUCCUGAUGAAGAACAAGGAUAUCGACACAACAGCUUUGGUUGAGAGCUUGGCAGUGGUGUAUGCUCCCAGCAGGCCCAGAGUCUACACAAUCUAUGAACCGGUAAUCAGGCUGAAAGGUCAGGCCAAGACGGUGGUCACCCAGAGGCCCUUCAGCUCCAAGGAGGUGCAGAGUGUUUCAUUUGACCCCAGCACGCUCAAAGCUCUGCUUCCCACUGAAACUCAGGGCCUGCAGAGCGUCCUGCACAAGAUUGGAGGAACAGGAAAUUUUGUCUUUCUCUUUGCACAGACGGUGGAGCUCAGCGACUGUGAGAAGACCCAGGCUCUGGCCCUUCGAGUGCUGCUGUCUCUGUGCAAGUUUAACCAGCACCGCAUACAUGAAAUGGACUGUUACCAUGGUUACUCUAUGAUCCAUCAGGUCCUCAUCAAGCCCAAAUGCAUCGUAGGAUAUCAUGUGCUGAAAACCUUACUUGAUGGGUGUUGCAGUGGACCAAUCCUCAUCCUUGGGGACGACGGUCAGUUCCGGCUUGACACUGAGUCAGCUGCUGUUGUGCAGGACAUAAGGAUGCUUUCAGACAUUCUGCUGGACUGGAAGAUCUGGGCCAGGGCCGAGUGUGGAGUCUGGGAAACAUUGCUUGCUGCCCUGGAGAUCCUCAUUAGGGUGCACCAUCCUCAUCAGGUGUACAACAUCCGUCAGUUCCUCAAUGCUGAGGUUGUCCAUCGUUUCCUGCUUACAUGCCAGGUUUUACAGGAGCAUCGGGACGAGCAUCUGACAGCCAUUCCUCAAGAGGUCUGCUUGUCCUUCAUCAAGAUCAUCCAGGAAGUACUCGGGUCUCCUCCAGACAUGGAUCUGCUAAAACUGAUCUAUAACUUUCUGCUGGCUGUUCACCCGCCGACCAACACCUACGUCUGCCAUACUCCAUCUAGUUUCUACUUCUCACUACACAUAGAUGGGAAGCUCUACCAGGAAAAGGUGCAGUCCAUUAUGUACUUGAGACACUCCAACAGUGGAGGGAAGUCUGCCAGCAGCUCUGUGAUGUCACUCUCUCCGACUGUUUUCACUGAUGCUCCCCAUGAAGGUCAUUUGCAAGGUCCCUCCACUGAGCAUGGAGGCGAUGAUCAGUCGUUACGCCCCCCUGUUCUUGCUUUAUCUCCGUACACCUCGCCUCUGCUGACUCCUCGGCUGGGAAACGGCAGCUCGAGUGAAGCAGGGGAAAGCGACGGGGUGUCCCUCACCUCUCAGCAAACCCUCGGCAGCACGGAGACUCUGAAGAAGGUCGGAGGUGACGAGCAGCUCCUGAGCAGCUGCGAGUCAGCCCAGACAAUCUGUGACUCCAAGGAUGCAGGCGAGGGAGUUGCCCUGCGCACCCCAUCCAUCAGCGUGGAGGAGGAGAGGGACGAGGCUGCGGAGGUGGACAGUCUGGCAGAGGGCAGCGUGGGAGUGGCAGAGUCCGAGGACAGGUUUGACUGGGCCAGCGAUGAGGCACCACGGCGCCCUGACAGUCUGAAAGGCAUCCAGUCCUUCCAGAGGAGCCACAGCAACCUGGCCAGUCUGGGUCUGGCUUUCCCAGUUCCAAAUGGUUCGUUGGCAGCCGGCCGAUGGCCCAGUGCAGCUGACCGCGGCUCCAUGCCUGAAGACUGGGAAAGCUACACCUACUCUCCUGGUUAUGAGAGGGCACAGAGCAAAGCUGAGUCCAGCACAGAGGACUGCUUGGUGCUGGUCUGCUGUGGACUCUACGAUCUUUUGAGGGGUGUCUUACUGCUGCUGCCUGACCUCAUGCUUGAGGAGGUGAUGGACAAACUCAUCCAGCCAGAGGCACUGAUUGUCCUGGUCAAUCAUUCCUCACCUCUUAUCCAGCAAGGAGUCAUGAAAUUGCUGGAUGCCUAUUUCAGCAGGGCUCUCAAAGAACAGAAGGAGAAGUUUCUGAAGAACCAUGGCUUCUCCCUGCUGGCCAACCAGCUUUACAUCCACCAGGGCAGCCAGGGGCUGCUUGAAUGCUUCCUGGAGAUGCUGUUUGGACGCCCCAUGGGCCUGGAGGAAGACCUGGACCUGGACGAGAUGGAAAAUAUCUCUCCCUUCAGAAAGCGCUGCAUCAUCCCCUUGCUGGGUCUGAUUGAAAACUCUCUUUAUGAGAACUCCCUGGUGCACAACAUCCUUUGUAUGCUGCUGCAGCUCGUCAAUGCCUGCCCCAAGCUGGCAGACAUCCUGCUAGACCACGGGCUGCUCUACGUGCUCUUCAACACCCUCUCCACCCUAAAUGGCAUGGAGAACGGUAUUCCCCUGAAUGACUACAAGCUCCUGGUGUGUGAUAUCCAGCAAAUGUUAGUAGCCGUGACUAUCCACUCCUGCAGCUCUUCAGGGUCCCAGUAUUUCCGCAUCAUCGAAGACCUCAUUACCUUGCUGGGUUUUAUGCAGACCAGCAAGACGCGCCGCACCCAAGAGAUGGCUGUGGCUUUGCAGUUCCGAGUCCUCCAGUCAGCGAUUGAGUUCAUAAAGACAACAGCCAACCAGGAACCUCGGAAGCUGAGCAGUUCCGUCAACACGCCGAGUUCUCCGCAUCACGCCCUCUAUCAGAAGCGUAAGAGCAUCGCAGGUUCCAUUGCUAUGAAAGACUCCAUUAUCCCCCGCAUCCCCAGACAGCACUACUGCUCCUACGGCCAGAUCCCCAUGUCUACACCCUUCAGCUUCCUGUCCCAGGACAGCUCCCUCCCCUCCCCUUCUAGUUCUCCAUCAUACAUGCUCCACUGUGAUGCAGGUCGGCGCCGGUUCUCUCUGGCCCAGACCGACUCUCUUCUGAUGCGGAUGCGUUCCGUCGCCAGCGAUGAGCUCAGCCAGAUGAUGCAGAGGAGGAUGAGCCAGGAAAACCCCAUUCGUGCCAGCGAGACUGAGUUUGUCCAGCGACUGCAGAGGCUUGUGGUUCUUGCUGUCAACAGACUCAUUUACUAUGACGUGAGUCAGGACUUGUUUGAUCUCCUGAAUAUCCCAGACUCCCCUGACCAUCAGAUCCUCACACCAGAUCCAGGUGAUCAACCUCAUGAUGAGGGUGGGUCCACCUCGGUCCCACACUCUCCGACGCCCUUCACUCUUCCCCCCGCAAACAAGAAGAGCUUUCAAAAAGACAUCCUCAAACUAAUGAUGGACGGGAUCAAAAUCAGCCUGGGCAGCACUGGGCGCGGGGGAACCCCCCAUCAUCAGUGGCGAAGGAUCCUUUGGUCCUGUCGGGACACUUUCAGGGUCCAAAUUGGCCGUCUGCUAGUGCACACACUCAGCCCAUCACAUCCCCUGUCAGACCGGAAGGAGGCUCUUGAGUUUGUGUUUGAUCCCAGACAUUUGGAUAUCCUCAAGGAGAGCCUCAGUCCGGGUUUAGAGCACGGGCCAAAGCUGUCGCUAUACCUAUACGAGAUGCUGCACGAUCACAAAGACGAGCUCACCAAAGAAGAGCAAGGCGCUGUUGGCGUGUUCAUGACCUCGCUGAAGCUGUGCGGACAUCGCUGCAUCCCACCAAACGCUCCCCACAAACAAGACCUGCUCAAAGCCAUAAAAGAGGAAAAGUUCAAGUAUGAAGCGGAGGAGAAAACAAGUAAAGUGGCUUGGGAAAAGAAAAUGGCAAAUACCCAAAGGAAUCUCAUCCAGAGGCUGGAUGGAAAGUCAAAGGACAUUUCCAAGAUUGCAGCUGAUAUCACUCAGAAUGUGUCUCUGCGGCAAGGGAUGGAGAGAAAAAAGGUCAUUCAGCACAUCAGGGGCCUUUAUAAGACCGACCUGAGCGCCAGCCGCCACUGGCAGGAGCUGGUGCAGCAGCUGACACAUGACCGGGCGGUUUGGUAUGAUCAGACAUCCUACCCAACAUCCUGGCAGCUGGACCCCACUGAAGGGCCUAACCGAGAGCGGCGACGCCUUCAGAGAUGCUACCUCACCAUACCAAACAAAUACCUGCUCAAAGAUAGACGCAAAGCUGAAGAUGCUGUGAAGCCGGCGCUGUCCUUCCUGUUUGAGGAUAAGACACAUUCUUCCUUCUCCUCUACUGUCAAAGACAAAGCCACCAGCGAGUCCAUCAGGUUCACCAGACGGUGCAUCAGCGUCGCCCCCUCAAGAGAGACAGCAGGGGAGCUACUUCUAGGAAAGUCUGGGAUGUACUUUGUGGAGGACAACGCUGCUGAUGCUCACGAGAGUCAGAGCCUUCACGGGGAGACCGAGGCGCCUUCUUUUUCCUGGACCUAUGAAGAGAUUAAGGAGGUGCACAAGCGAUGGUGGCAGCUCAGAGACAACGCUGUGGAGAUAUUCCUCACCAAUGGCAGGACCCUGCUGUUAGCCUUUGACAACACCAAGUUCCGAGACGACGUCUACCACAACAUCCUGACCUCUGACCUUCCAAACCUGCUCGAGCACGGGAACAUCACGGCGCUCACACAUCUGUGGGGCUCAGGCCAGAUCACCAACUUCGAGUACCUCACACACCUCAACAAGCAUGCAGGGCGCUCGUUCAACGACCUCAUGCAGUACCCGGUGUUCCCCUUCAUCCUGCGCGACUACACCAGCGAGACGCUCGACCUGCAGGACCCCAACAUCUACAGGAACCUAAUCAAACCCAUUGCAGUCCAGUCAAAAGAGAAAGAGGAUCGCUAUGUUGAUAAUUACAGGUACCUGGAAGAGGAGUACAAAAAGGGCAUUCGUGAGGACGACCCCAUGCCUCCUGUUCAGCCUUACCACUACGGCUCACACUACUCCAACAGUGGCACUGUGUUGCACUUCUUGGUUCGAAUGCCCCCUUUCACAAAAAUGUUCCUCGCCUACCAGGACCAGAGCUUUGAUAUCCCGGACCGGACGUUUCAUUCCAUGAACACCACAUGGCGCUUGUCUUCCUAUGAGUCCAUGACUGAUGUGAAAGAGCUGAUCCCAGAGUUUUUUUACCUCCCUGAAUUCCUGGUGAACAGAGAGGGUUUUGAUUUUGGGGUUCGUCAGAAUGGUGAGCGGGUGAAUCACGUUAAUUUACCCCCAUGGGCUCGCAGCGACCCGCGUCUCUUCAUCCUGAUCCACCGACAAGCACUGGAGUCCGACCAGGUCUCCCAGACUCUUUGUCAGUGGAUCGACUUGGUUUUCGGGCUCAAGCAAAAGGGCAAAGCUGCUGUUCACGCCAUCAACGUCUUCCACCCAGCUACCUAUUUUGGCAUGGACGUGUCAGCCGUGGAGGACCCAGUCCAGCGACGGGCCCUGGAGACAAUGAUCAAAACCUACGGCCAGACUCCCAGGCAGCUCUUCAACACUUCACAUAUCAGCAGGGCGGGGCCCAAACUAAUGAUGGAGGGGGAGCUCCCGGCAGCCAUGGGGCUCCUGGUUCACCUGGCCUUCAGAGAGACGAGAGAGCAGGCCAAAGAAAUCAUCUGCCCGGUAAUCCAGUCCGCAGUUGUUGGAGUGCUGUGCGCUGAGGAGAGCCCUCUUCCAUGGAUCAAAGGUUUGAAGUGGGGUGAGUAUGUGGGCUCGCCCUCUGCUCCAGACCCAGUGGUGUGUUUCAGCCAGCCACAUGGAGAGAGGUUCGGAUCCCUGCUGGCUCUGCCAACUCGAGCCAUCUGCGGCCUGUCUCGCAAGUUCUGCCUCAUGAUGAUUUACAGCAAGGAGCAGGGUGUGCGGAGCAUGCACAGCACGGACAUCCAGUGGUCGGCCAUCUUGAGCUGGGGCUACGCUGACAACAUACUGAGGCUGAAGAGCAAGCAGAGCGAGCCGCCCAUCAACUUCAUUCAGUGUUCACAGCUUCACCAGGUGACCAGCUGCGCCUGGGUGCCUGAUGGCUGCCAGCUAUUCACGGGCAGCAAGUGCGGAGUCAUCACCGCCUACAGCAACCGCUUCACCAGCACCACGCCGUCGGAGAUGGAGGUGGAAUCUCAGGCUCACCUGUACGGCCACACGGGGGAAGUCACCAGCCUGUUUGUCUGCAAGCCCUACAGCAUCCUCAUCAGCGUGAGCACGGACGGCACCUGCAUCCUGUGGGACCUCAACAGACUGUGUUACGUUCAAAGCCUCACGGGCCACAAAAGUCCAGUCACUGCCGUGUGUGCCAAGGGCGGAGGCAGUGACCUGCGCCUCUGGACGGUGAACGGUGACCUGAUUGGUCAUGUCCACUGCAGAGAGACCAUCUGCUCGGUGGCCUUCUCCAACCAGCCCGAGGGCGUGUCUGUCAACGUCAUCGCCGGUGGUCUGGAGAACGGUGUCGUCAGGUUGUGGAGCACCUGGGAUUUGAAACCAGUCAGAGAGAUCACAUUCCCGAAGUCAAGUAAACCCAUCAUCAGGUAUUUCAUCAGGCACUACAGCGUGUUUCACACGGUGCCUCAUGCUGGUUUGGUCUGGAGUCUGUUGGUGUUAGUGAGGAGAGCCUUUUCCCCCCCUGUCCACCUCAGCCUGACGUACUCGUGUGACGGCCACCACCUCUACACCGCCAACAGCGAGGGCACGGUGAUGGCCUGGUGUCGGCGGGACCAGCAGCGCAUGAAGCUCCCCAUGUUCUACUCCUUCCUGAGCAGUUACGCUGCAGGCUGA